AUGGCGCCAGCCAGCUCGGCAGCAGCGCUGGCAGCAGUGCUGGUGGCGCUGCAGCUAUCUGCGGUGGUAGUGGUAGCGGCGGCUGAUGCGCACGGCUGCACCAGGAAGUGCGGCGACGUCGGCGUGCCGUACCCGUUCGGCGUCGUCGGCGAUCCGGGCGGGGCAGGCUGCUACCUGCCGGGCCUGAAUCUCACCUGCGACCACGACCCCCCUCGGCUGCUGCUCGGCGACGGCACCCUUCAGGUCGUCGAGAUCUCCCUCGACAACGCCACCGUGCGUGUCGUACGCGCCGGCGACAUAAAGAUGUACGACUACGACAGCGGGACGUUGGGCGGCGGACUCAAGGUCCACGGGACCUACUCGCUGUCUGCCGGUAACGAGCUCAUUGUAACGGGUUGCAAUGUGAUGGCGGCGCUGUACGAGGAGACCAGCCACGUCAUCAUGAGCGCAUGUGCCUCCUUCUGUCCCGUCCUCGACGCCGUCCUCACGGGCUUGGGCAUGGGGUACGAGGACGCCCCCGGCAAGUACUGCAACGGCAAGUGGUGCUGCCAGGCGCCCAUCGCCGCCGUCCGUGACGCGGCGACGAGCUAUGUGAAGUUCAAAUGGUUCGGCCACAACAUAAGCGCGGAUCAGGAGUCCGUGCAAGCGUCUGCCCACGUGUUCGUAGCCGAGGAGGGGUGGUUGGAUAGUUACGACAGUGCUGUGGAAUACCCUUUGUCGAAAGAUACAGUGCCAGUUCCCAUGCUGCUGGGCUGGGAGAUUGUCGAUGUAGACCCAUCCCCAUCCACGACAGAUGACACCAACGGGUGGUGGCAGACCCAACGACGUGAGUGCCCCGGUAGAGUGGCCACCAGCAUAUGCAAGAGCAACAAAAGUACGUGCAUUCAGGGUAGAGGCUAUCGCUGCUACUGCGAGGACGGUUACCAAGGCAACCCUUACAUGCUCGACGGCUGCAAAGAUAUAAAUGAGUGCGAGGAACCAGGAGGAAGUCGGUGCCUUGGUAAAUGCACCAAUACACAAGGAUCUUUUUAGUGCGGGUGUCCAGAAGGAACCCAGGGCGACCCCAACCUGCCCGAAGGUUGCAUCGUCCCUUCUGUCACAGUCACAGGUAACUGCAACACGUCAUGCGGUGACGUGAAAGUACCGUACCCUUUCGGCAUGGGCCCUCUCCACUGCUACAGACCAGGGUUCAACCUCACAUGCGACACAACAAACGAGAACAUCACACGGUUGUUGCUCGGCGACUAUGGGGACUUUCAAGUCCUCGAUAUCUCCCUCGCAAACACCACGGUGCGUGUUGUUCACACCGGUGCCUUCUUAGGCCUCACCUCUGGAGAAGACACUUUCUAUUUCGAAGAUGUUUUCAGGGAACCCUGGGAGAAGCCCUACUCCGUGUCGAGCCGUAACGAGCUCAUCCUCAUGGGAUGCAAUGCCAAGGCGACGCUGCUCGCGUCCGACAACAAAGCCAUCCUUAGCGGAUGCGCCUCCUUCUGCUCCUCCGACGUGAAUGGCACCUAUGCUACGACGGUGGCAAGGCGCAGCCACGGCAAGUAUUGCUAUGGCAUGGGUUGCUGUCAGGCACGCAUCUCCAUGUCCAAGUACGGCGUGCUUGGGGCGUUGAGCUUAGAAGGGCUCGACCGAAGAAACGCGCUGAGUCCUAAAUCAGCAUAUGUGUUAAUCGCGGAGGAAGGGUGGUUUGAUUUGGGUAGGUUAUCUGAAGAGCUGGUGCGGACGAUUCAGCACGAGGAAAUUCCGAUGAUUCUACAGUGGGAGGUCUUGUUGCCCGGCUUUCCUCCAGCUAAAGUGAGCUCGCAGCAGCCGAAUUGCCCCGCCGAGGUAGCCGAUAGCAUCUGCAAGAGCGAGCACAGCCACUGCGUACAGGAGAGACGUGGCUAUUCGUGCCAAUGCAUGGACGGCUACCAGGGCAACCCCUACCUCCUCGAUGGAUGCCAAGAGAAAACGAAUAAUAAUAUUUGUAACUUUGCAGAUAAAGGUGUCAUUAUAGGAGUUGCCAGCGGGGCAGGCUUUGUACUUUUGGUUUUUGUCGGGCUUUUUAUAUCCAAGAAGUUAAAACAUCAAAGGACACAAAUGUUGAAGCAAAAGUUCUUUGAGCAGAAUCGUGGUCAAUUGCUGCAACAGUUAGUAUCCCAAAGAGCCGAUAUUGCAGAGAGGAUGAUCAUAUCUUUAGAAGAGCUAGAGAAGGCGACAAACAACUUCGAUAAAGCUCGUGAGCUUGGUGGCGGAGGACAUGGCACCGUGUACAAAGGAAUUUUAUCAGACCUCCAUGUUGUGGCUAUCAAGAAACCAAAGAAGGUGGUUCAGAAAGAGACUGAUGAGUUUAUCAAUGAGGUUGCUAUACUGUCACAAAUCAACCAUCGAAAUGUGGUAAAACUCUAUGGUUGUUGUCUUGAAACAGAAGUCCCAAUGUUGGUCUAUGAGUUCAUAUCAAAUGGUACCCUUUAUGAUCAUCUUCAUGUUGAAGGGCCAAUAUCGUUGUCAUGGGGUGACAGGCUACGAAUAUUAAUCGAAACAGCUAAAUCUCUAGCAUAUCUUCACUCAACAGCUUCAAUACCUAUCAUUCACAGAGACAUCAAGUCAGUUAACAUACUUUUGGAUGAUACUCUAACAACAAAGAUAGCGGAUUUUGGAGCAUCAAGGUAUAUUUCAGUGGAGAAAUCAGGGUUAACAACCAUGGUGCAAGGCACCGUUGGAUAUUUAGACCCUAUGUACUUCUACACAGGGCGACUCACGGAGAAAAGUGAUGUAUACAGUUUUGGUGUCAUGGUUGUAGAACUGUUGACUAGAAAAAAACCAUUUUCAUAUUUAUCCCCUGGUGGUGAAGGCCUUAUUGCACAUUUCGCUGUGUUGUUUGCAGAAGAUAACUUGUCACAGAUACUAGAUCCACAAGUUAUAGAUGAGUCGAGCAGAGAAGUACCUGAAGUUGCUAAACUUGCAAUAGCAUGUACACAAUUAAAAGGAGAGGAUCGCCCAACCAUGCGACAAGUGGAGUUGACACUAGAAAGCCUACAAUCAUCAAUGCAUAUUGUUUUAGAUAAUGUGGUGGAUGAGGAAUUUGAGAAUGACAUUAUUCCAACAAAUUACCCAAUGAAUGAGCAUGAAAGAGGCAGCGACGAGGAUUCGAGGAGACAAUAUAGUAUGGAAGACGAGCUCAUGAUAUCAUCAAGGUAUCCUCGGUAG
Hordeum vulgare subsp. vulgare (domesticated barley) is the source of this 3198-nucleotide messenger RNA. Its product is annotated as wall-associated receptor kinase 2-like. Lineage: Eukaryota; Viridiplantae; Streptophyta; Magnoliopsida; Poales; Poaceae. The transcript is spliced from 4 exons. Gene Ontology annotation, cellular component: plasma membrane. The record is from RefSeq and is a predicted model, not a curated record. Gene Ontology annotation, biological process: cell surface receptor signaling pathway; protein phosphorylation. Gene Ontology annotation, molecular function: calcium ion binding; ATP binding; polysaccharide binding.